Molecule: messenger RNA, 1785 nt
Organism: Danio aesculapii
Lineage: Eukaryota; Metazoa; Chordata; Actinopteri; Cypriniformes; Danionidae
Gene: cep43
Product: centrosomal protein 43
Exons: 21
Coding region: 13-1704 (563 amino acids)
Biological process (GO): microtubule anchoring
Cellular component (GO): centrosome
Molecular function (GO): calcium ion binding; protein binding
Source: RefSeq, a predicted model, not a curated record
CACAAAUUGAAGAUGUCUGCGACGGAGGAGGACACGGAACUCAGAGAUCUACUGAUCCAAAACUUGGAAAACAGCGGUGUUUUGAAUAAAAUCAAGGCAGAGCUACGUGCAGCAGUUUUUCUUGCCUUGGAGGAGCAGGACAAAGUUGAGAAUAAAACCCCACUUGUGAAUGAAAACCUGAAAAAGUCCCUCAACACAAAGGACGGGCGUUUGGUAGCAGGUCUUAUUACAGACUUCCUACAAGUCUUUAAUUUAGACUUCACCCUUGCUGUGUUUCAACCUGAGAUUAGCACGUUGAAUGGACUUGACAGUCGUGAAGCGCUGUCUAAAGAGCUCGGCAUCUCGGAAUCGGAGGUCAAUAAAAACUCCCCUCUCCUGCUAGAGCUGGUGAAAAGGGGACGACAUAGGGAAAAGACCUCCAUUUUCACAGAGGGAGAUCGGGUGGCUGAUAGAACUUUUCCCAAGGAGUUGUUACCGCGGCAGAUUGCUGAAGCCCGCAAGAAAUUUGAUAGUCAUGACAAGAACCGAAGUGGUGAGAUCAACAGAGAUGCGGUCAUUGGAAUUUUCGCAGAUCUUUUCCCCCAGUUCAGCAGAAACAUGCUGGACAGUUAUGUCACAGAGGAACUUAGAACCAAAGGCAAGGAGACAAGCAAUACUAUAGACUUUCAGGACUUCUUGGGAAUGUAUAAAUGUUUCUUCAUACAGUGUCGAAGUGUGGUUACCAGUGACAAUAGUGAUGCACUUUACUCCUCGAGUAAAACAACUGAGGAAAAAAUCAUUUUGUCUUCCGCUAGCAAGAUACCCAGGUUUAAAGGAUUUGUUAAGCACAGUUCAGCGCAGGAAGAGAAGGCUGACCCGAAGGCUGGAGACAGAAGACCUGGUGAAUCGCUGGGGUCUCAGAAGAUCAGAGCUUCUGUUCAAGUGUCUGAAGGAUCAGAGGAGGAAUUAGGAUUGGGUGAUGGGAAAAACCUUCCCACCCCACUCAAGCGAGCACUUGAGUUUGGACUGGAAGAUGAGGAAGAGGAAGGAGACUCGUUCUUCGAUGAUCCUCUUCCUAAACCCCAGAAAACCUAUGGCUGUGGUUUAUCUUCAGCAGAAAAGCCUUAUUCAGGCCAGAGGCAUUCGGAAAAAAGCUUUAGUCAGAAAGAUCAGCACUCGCAGAGGGAAGGAAGCCUGUCAGGGCGAUUUUUAUCCCAAAUGCGGAGGGGCACUAGCCUCAAUGACCUGUCUGCUAUAGGCAGUGAUAAAGAGGGAGAUGGAGAGGACAUGCUCUCUGACUGUGAAAGCAGGCCCACUCCUAACUCUGAACACAGGAGAGAAGGCCUGGGCGGCAGUUUGGGUAAAGCAUUUACCGCAGGCACACAGCUAAAGAGCGCAGGAGGAUCAAUCUCAGCCGAGAGCAGCCAGAAAGAUCAUUCAUCUGACAAGAAUGGAAUGUCUCUUUCUACUGAUAAGGGUGGCAAAGAUUUCCCUACACCAAAUGAGAAAUCUGUAUCUCCGUUGCUAGAUGACGAUCUUGACUAUGAUGACGACUUCAACAGCCAUCGUUCAGAAAACUCGAAAAGUGAAGUGAGCAUUGACGAGGAGAUUGAGGAAGUUUCGAUAGAGGGGCCUGACAUCAGUGAUAAGCUUGAUGAAACCACUCAAGAUGUGAGCGUCUCGCAGACUAGUUUGGGUGCCGACUACAUGGAAGACGUUGCUUGACAUCUGAACUGCAGUUCCUCGUUUUGUACCUUAUGUAUUUAUGGAUUUAGUUGACAUAAUAAAUAAUUAAGUAUUGUCUCA